Prorocentrum cordatum is the source of this 3866-nucleotide messenger RNA. The record is from the annotation of a GenBank genome assembly. Lineage: Eukaryota; Dinophyceae; Prorocentrales; Prorocentraceae.
CCCCUCCCAUUGGCCAGCGCAGAUUGCUAGAUCUGGCCAAACCACCCUGCCAGGCAGCAUUGAAACACUCAAACCAUAUAUAGAACCACCGUCGCGCAUCCAAGAAGCUCCACGCUCUACCCAAAGCACCCUGGCAUGUGACACUCUGCAGCUGUGGACGGUGGAGGCACGCGUGGUGCAAGUACAGUGGAAGCACAAGUCCUGCAUGAACACUCGAGGAACUGAGACUGCCUCCGCCAUCCAUGUGUGCGAGGCGAGCUGCUUACUUUCAAAAUGGAACCGGUGCUGCUCGCUGCCAGACGCAAUCUUGCCUCAGCGAUGCUGGUCGCACUGUCCCAACAUCCUCUCGUAACAUCCCUGUCCUGGAUUGACGUCGCCUCGGUCCGCAUAUGGAGUACGCCCACCGACCAGCACCUUUAAACUGCGAGCAACAUACAAGCAUAUUAAACCUUCGGUCUUGAAAGAGAGCGGCAGCAAUAUUGCGGCACAUGGCUGCGCUCCACGCAGCCCGUCCAGAUGGAGGCCGACAGAGAGCAAGAGAGAGAACGAGGAAUAUAGAUAUACAGCGAGAACAGAUCGCAUGGCCUUGCUUUUGAGGUUGCCAUGCCAUGGUGCUCACAAGACUGCGCAAGUCCUGUGGCCAUUUUUGGGUUCACCGAGAGCUCACAAGUCCAUCAGCGCAGUGCCCGGUGAUGCAUCACCGUCUUAAUCGGCCAACUGCUUUGCCAGAAGCUGUAAUGGCAAGAGCGGCGGAGAGGGGGCGAGACCGACCCGCUCGCUGGGCCUCCAGCCUCGCUGCAGCAUCGAAGGUGUCCAAUUCCUCCACGAUGUUGUUGGAUAACUUAAAACUUCGGACAUUCGAAAAGCUUCGGUGUGCAUUUCGUGCGCCUCAGAACCGAUAGGUGCGCAAUCGCCUGGAGUGUUGAACUGAAUACGGUUUUGCAGACCGGGCAUGCCAGACCGAGCAUCGCAUCUGAAACCAUGCCUCGCUCGUCUGUGAGACAGCAGAGCCUUCUGCGAAUGAAAAGCAGGCGGGCCGACUAUACCUAUACCUAUAUAUAUAUAGUAUGUAUUAAUUCCUCGAGGCUUGGAUCGAAUCCGCCGCAAUAUGUUAUAAUGUGAAAGGUAACGUGGCUGAGGCGCUAACGUAUGUAGCGACCCACGGCCCUUCCAGUGGAAGUGAAAGCCUGCCCAACAGCCAGCGCGUGUGAAUGACCGCUGCGGCGGGCCUCGCGACGCAGAUCGUUGUCGAUACUGUCAAGGCGAGAAUACUCGGAUCGGAACUGAUAGCCUUACGAACGACGCUGGCCUGGCGCAUAUGGCUGCCCAGCAUCGGGUACGACGAGAAUCGCACAGAUAAGCAAGUCAUCGAAGACGAGAUCGGUACCUCGUGCCGCAGACUUGGCACGCGCGUGCGACCGCAAUGCCCUGUCCGAGGCGAAGGCGCAAUCACACAAAUCACACUUGAAAGAUGCAAUUUGGGAGCUGGCCGGAGGGAGAAAAGGAGUGCCAAGGUCGCACACCGACUCAAUGAAAAAUAUAAAAUUGACAGCGUGAGACCAGCGAGCUGGAGACUCGACAAUGAAUUGAACCCACGGGGCGAAAGACUCUGAAGGGUCAGGCAGUCCAGAGCACAGAGCCGACAUCCGCCACAAACAUUGCAGGUCCUCCAGCACAGGCUGCACCCAAGGGAGGCGAGGCAAAGGAGGGGAAGGAGCGAGAAGUGAGUGUAGCUCGGUGGAUCCACAUCCUCAAAUUUAAAUUCGCCGGCCCUACGCGAUCUCGUUAUUUAUCGCAAAAGAAAUUCGCCGGCCCUACAGCCGUCAGAUCCGGGGGCAAACCCCAAAGAGAACCCAUGGCCUGUGCCCUUUCCGGGAAAAUUGCGUGGCGCAGCUAACAAUUCAUCAACACAAGGGUGGAGACAUAAGAAACCCCGGCCAAAAUCUAAAACUGCAUUGCACAAGCGAUCCGCCUCUUGAUUCUGAUGGCGGGGCCGCCGCAAGACCGGAGCCUCGAUCGGAUCCGGCGGUCUCCACCCUUCGGUCACGCACUGUAGCAAACAGUCCGCUAGAGGCGAAAGUUGGGUGAGACGCUCCCACUGGACGAACGACGAUCCACUGAAGGCCUGCGCCAAGGCUUCGUUAUCGACAACAAACCGGAAAAAUUGAGUCGAGUCGGAGGGAUCAGGCCAGGACGAAUCGGAGGGAAGGAGAGGAGGAAUGAUGUCAAAGAACAAGCGGCCCUCAGAAGUGAAAAACGUGUCAUCCCCGACGUCCCAGUCGCCAGUUAUAAUAUAUGUAUAUACAUACAUAUUGAUUGGCCGAGGAUGGGAGCCGCAAGUUAUGCCAGUCACAAAAGAAAACGCGUUACGACGCGACUCGACCGACGAUUCGCCCAGUCGAAGCCCGAGCAGCACCAUCAGCUAUAUGGUGGCUCUUUCCCGCUCUCUGGGCGGCGCGCCUGAGCUGCUGGUCAGCAGCGUCCAGGCGGGCAACCUCGGAGGCUGGGAGGGGCGAGCAGUUCUGCAGAAUCCAAUCACGGCACCUUGGGCGACGCGCGUCGGAGACGUGUGCGAGGAGACGAAGGCGCUGCCGGAAGUCUGUUUGGCAGCACGGACACGUGGCAUCAGGCAGAUAUGUGCGAAUAACUGCUCGCUCACCGUGCUUAGCUCGCCUAUGGCUGCGGAGUGCACGGUCGGAGGAAAACGACAGCUCACACGCUGUGCAUUUCCAGACCAAGGCUGAGGAGGGUGUGGUCGAGGGAGCCUCGGGGUCACACACAGACUCAACAAACGACAGCUGGCUGACAAGAUGGCUCCACAACUUCUCAUCCUGCAACAAUCGAUCCCACUGCGCGGGGUCUUCUGUCGGGGACGGGAAGCUAGAUGGGCCACCUGCCCCGGCGCCAUUGGCGGCAGUCGCGGGGAGCACGAGCUUCUUAUUUUAUUCGUCGACAUCUGGGAUGAGUGCUCUGGCCUGAGUGGAUGGCUGGAGUCUUGCAAAAAGAAGGCUUCGAUGGCUAUACCACCGCUUCGAAAAGAAUCCCGUCGCACGGAGGGCUGGACUCCGUAACUCGCAAAGCGCGUGCACAGGCAGGUGCUCGAGCGGCGUGGCUGGCUGUGCGGGGUGAGGGGUGGCGGCACUACAAUGAAGAGGGAUUCAAGCGCAGACUCCGUGACAGCCAUCACGGUGCCCGAUCUCUGCACACAACUAUACGAUGAAUGGUAUCUGUCAGAAGAUAACUAUAGUCCGAAGUCUGCUGCCGCCGCUUCGUCGGCCGAGAAGUCAUGCUCUGGGGCGACCUCAGCUCCUAGACUCGGCGAUUCAACCUCCCGAUCGCCGUGUGAGUCUGUGGGUGCGGCCGACGGGCGAGCGUAUCUAAUGCUGAUGACUGGUAUCUGGACCGGUGCCGCGCGAGGCGGCGAGCUUGAACGAACAAAGAGGAUGGGAAGAGAGAGGUCACGCGCGGCGGGGCCACGCGACAGAGGUAGCACAGGCGCCUUCAGUUCGUGAUCAUCAGGAGCUCCGUCUACUGAGCGAGCGCGUCGAGCCACGUCGACAGCUCCUCCUCGAGCCAGCCCGCUGGCAUGACCCCCGUAUGGAUGAUGGCCGAGCCCUCGCAGCGGAGGGCGGCGAGGAUGUGUGGGCGCAUGAGGGAGAGAAAACGCUCCUCGUGGUUUGAGUCGUUUGGGGUUUCUCGUCCUGGUCUGAGUCGUUCGGGCCCUUUUUCCUGGUGUGCGUCGUUCGGGCUCUUGGUGGUGUGAGUCGUUUGGGCUCCUCGUCCUGGUGUGAGUCGUUUGGGUUCCUCGCGGCGUGAGGCGUGCGGGCACCUCGUCCCCUUUUGGGGCGUCUUGGGGGCCUCUUGGC